This is a messenger RNA of Balaenoptera acutorostrata (minke whale), 1473 nucleotides long. It is a transcript of the gene GPR135, whose product is annotated as G protein-coupled receptor 135. Gene Ontology annotation, cellular component: membrane. Gene Ontology annotation, molecular function: G protein-coupled receptor activity. Gene Ontology annotation, biological process: G protein-coupled receptor signaling pathway. The record is from RefSeq and is a predicted model, not a curated record. NCBI's taxonomy places the organism in Eukaryota, Metazoa, Chordata, Mammalia, Artiodactyla, Balaenopteridae.
AUGGAGAAGCAGCCGCCGCCGCCGGUGCGCCCGCCAGUGAACACAGCCUUGUCGGGCAGCCCACACCCCGGCGCCCCCUCCGCGGCCGGCACGCCUGGCGGGACUUCCUCUGCGGCGACGGCGGCGGCCGUGCUCUCCUUCAGCACCGCGUCGGCCGCGGCGCUGGGGAACCAGAGCGGCGGGAGCAGGGGCGACAGCACUGGCGCCUCGGCUGGCGGCGGCCUCGGCGGGCGCGGCGCGGCGGGGAGGCCACCGCCGGGCCCCGCGGCGGCGCCGCUGCUAUCUCAGGGGACGGCGGUGGCGGCCCAGGCGCUCGUCCUCCUGCUCAUCUUCCUGCUGUCUAGCCUGGACAACUGCGCGGUGAUGGGGGUGAUCGUGAAGCACCGGCAGCUCCGCACCGUCACCAACGCGUCCAUCCUGUCCCUGUCUCUGUCGGAUCUGCUCACGGCGCUGCUCUGCCUGCCAGCCGCCUUCCUGGACCUCUUCACGCCGCCCGAGGGCCCGGCGCCCGCCGCCGCCGCGGGGCCCUGGCGCGGCUUUUGCGCCGCCAGCCGCUUCUUCAGCUGGUGCUUCGGGAUCGUGUCCACGCUCAGCGUGGCCCUCAUCUCGCUGGACCGCUACUGCGCCAUCGUGCGGCCGCCGCGGGAGAAGAUCGGGCGCCGCCGCGCGCUGCAGCUGCUGGCCGGCGCCUGGCUGGCGGCGCUGGGCUUCUCCUUGCCCUGGGAGCUGCUCCGUGCUACCUGGGAGUCCCCGGCGGCGCAGAGCUUCCACGGCUACCUGUACCGGACGUCCCCGGACCCCGCGCAACUGGGCGCGGCCUACAGCGUGGGGUUGGUGGUGGCCUGCUACCUGCUGCCCUUCCUGCUCAUGUGCUUCUGCCACUACCACGUCUGCAGGACCGUGCGCCUGUCGGACUUGCGCGUGCGGCCCCUGACCACCUACGCGCGCGUGCUGCGCUCCUUCAGCGGCGUGCGCACGGCCACCGCAGUGCUCAUCAUGCUUGUCUUCGUCAUCUGCUGCUGGGGGCCCUACUGCUUCCUGGUGCUGCUGACCGCGGCCCGGCAGGCCCAAGCCAUGCAGGCUCCCUCGCUCCUCAACGUGGUGGCCGUCCGGCUGACCUGGGCCAAUGGGGUCAUCAACCCUGUCAUCUAUGCCAUUCGCAACCCAAACAUUUCGAUGCUCCUAGGGCGCAACCGGGAAGAGGGCUACCGGACUAGGAACACGGACGUUUUCCUGCACCAGGGCCCGGCUCUGCCGGCUAGAAGCCGCAAUCCCCUUCGAAACCGCUAUAGCAACGGCCUGGGGGCCUGCAGCAGGAUGUCCUCUUCCAACCCGACCAGCGUGGUGGGAGGGGACGUGGCCAUGUGGGCUCGCAAAAAUCCAGUUGUGCUUUUCUGCCUGGAGGGGCCACCAGAUCCUGUGACAGCAGCAGCUAAACAGCCUAAAUCCGAAGCCGGGGAUACCAGCCUCUAA